AUUUCUUUCACAAGUUAAGAAAGUGUUCAGAGUUAAGUGUGCAGUAUUCUUUUGUCAGAUCAAUUUCAACAGGUUUUGCAAAUCAAUAGUCGUUUGCCUCAUCCGUUUUAUUAAAACUCGGAAUAUUGUUACCCUUGACACGCAAUAAUUUGGAUACUCUGCUUAAUUCUUGAAGAGAUAAAGAGUCGAAAUGACGCGAGCCAUUCUAUUUAUUGUAAUUUUAUGUUUUGUUUCAAAAUCUUUUGGCAAAACCUUUUCAGAAUGUGAUUUGGUCCGGGAAUUGAGAAAACAAGGUUUCCCUGAACAUGAACUAAGAGACUGGAUGUGCCUGAUUGAAGCGGAGAGUAAUAGGCGUACCCACGUCGUUGGCGGUUCCAAUUCGGAUGGGUCUCACGACUUUGGACUGUUUCAAAUAAAUGAUCGCUACUGGUGCAACAAUGGCGAACACCCUGGCAAGGAAUGCAACAUACGUUGCAAAGAUCUCCUGUUGGAUGACAUCACAAUAGCAUCAAAAUGCACUAAGAAAAUAUUUGGUGUCCAUGGUUUCAACGCUUGGGUCGCAUGGGUCAACAAAUGCAAAGGAAAAAACCUUCGCCCACUUCCCUGUUAACGUGUAAUGGCACGAGGAUUUUAAAUUUUGUAUUUCAUACACAAUAAAUUAGAAGCACACUAACUAACCGAUAGGUUUAUAAGCUUUAUUCAUCCUACACCUGCAUUAUCAGGUGUCAAAUAAAAAAGAAAAGCUUGACGCCACUGAAACAUAGAUCAAACUAUUAAGAUUUGUUAAAAAUAAAUGUAGUUGCUCGAUAAU
Helicoverpa armigera (cotton bollworm) is the source of this 811-nucleotide messenger RNA. RefSeq names its product lysozyme. The record is from RefSeq and is a predicted model, not a curated record. Gene Ontology annotation, molecular function: lysozyme activity. The transcript has 3 exons. The coding region runs from base 191 to 610 and encodes 139 amino acids. NCBI's taxonomy places the organism in Eukaryota, Metazoa, Arthropoda, Insecta, Lepidoptera, Noctuidae.